AUGGCAUAUCGGCAUCUGCUGCUGCUCGGAAUUGUACUCGCUGGAGUCUGCAUCGGCUCGGCGGAUGCUAAGAUGAUAACGGUGGGGCAAGGAUCUGACAUUUGGAGUUUCAUCAGCCCGUGGGCGUAUGGCGUAUCUUCGUGGCAGCAGCCCACCGUCGUGGCCGGCGAUGUACUCGUCUUCCGCUGGAUUGGCAUGCGAAACGUGCGACAGUGGGCGACGCCGCUCGGUUACACCGCGUGCUGGUUCGGUUUCGCCAAGACGGUGGCCCCGCAGGGGUACUGGGGAAUGGUUCGUUACACGGUUGCGCCCACUGAGUCGCGAACGACGCUGUAUUUCGGCAGCAGCAUCGGCGACGACUGCGCGCGAAACAUCAAAGUUCGCAUCGACGUAUCGUGA
Messenger RNA from Closterium sp. Naga37s-1, 399 nucleotides. The record is from the annotation of a GenBank genome assembly. Lineage: Eukaryota; Viridiplantae; Streptophyta; Zygnematophyceae; Desmidiales; Closteriaceae.